Echinops telfairi (small Madagascar hedgehog) is the source of this 2077-nucleotide messenger RNA. Its product is annotated as deoxynucleotidyltransferase terminal-interacting protein 2-like. Gene Ontology annotation, biological process: RNA processing. Lineage: Eukaryota; Metazoa; Chordata; Mammalia; Afrosoricida; Tenrecidae. Gene Ontology annotation, molecular function: RNA binding. The record is from RefSeq and is a predicted model, not a curated record. Gene Ontology annotation, cellular component: nucleolus.
AUGGUCCUUACCAGGUCAGUUCAGCCUCGGGCCAGGAGACAAGACAUGUCAGUUGAAAGCUCCCCAAAGAAGAAUUCUGCUGCUAGUGGAAUUAAAGAGCAUCCAGAAAGCACGAUGGGAUCUCAAUUUGGUGACCAAAGCACCACUGAGUCACAUACCACGUGGAAACACAGUCCAGUCCCAAGAACUCCUAAAGCCAGAGGGAGGAAAAGCAGAAAUAAAGGUGCAUUACCCGAGAUGACCGAACCAUCUGCUGAGGGAGAGAUCUCUGAAGCAGAACCCAAUUGUUCUUCUGUGUCUGAGCUCCAAGAUCCCACUGUAAGAGUAACUAGGAGAAGACAGAUCAUUCCACCCACUCCAGUCAGUGCAAGGAAAAAGGUGAAAAUAUCUCCAAUAAACGAAUCUCAUCCUGAAGAAGUCUCUGAAGCCGAAUCUCAUGGUUCAGGCAUUUCUUCUGCAGGUGUGCCUUCCACAGUCAUAAAAACAAGAACCGAAAGAGGGGAUGCUAAAUGCCGCACAGAUCGGAGCCAAGAAUCACGUGCAGAGGACACUUCCGAUGCCGAGUCAUUAUGCUCAGAUAUUUCUUCAUGUUCGGGCGUCGCAAUCAGAAGAACCCCCAGGAGUAUGCACAGAAAAUUACAGGCACGCACUGAAGAGGAAGCUAGUAAGAUUGCACCCGGAAAUGGAACAGAUUGUAAAGGUUUAGAUGAUGAGACCAAAGAAAUAAUAAAUAAGGGAAAAGAAAUGGAUGAUAAAAGUCCCCUUUCCCUGUUGAAGAGUCUUUCUGAGCUUCAGGACGCCGCCGCUAGCCUUCAGCAGUUAGGUUCUCAAAAGCACUCAACUCCACACAAUAAAGCCACGCCAGAACCCUCAAAUUCAAACUUACAAGCGGUCCUGAAAUCCUUAGCUCAGACCUUUGCAGCUGUGGAAGUGGACAGAUGGGAUGAAGCACGAGAGAAACAAGGCACAGAAACCUGUGACUUGAUGCAGCUUGGUGCUGCUGGAGAUACACCGCACAGCCAAGACUGGAACAAAAAGAGCGUCACGUUUGAACAUGAUACCAAACUGUCCGAGUCUGCGAUCAACACAUCUCCGGAUAAAGAUGAUUCUGUGUCAUUACUCCUCAGCAGUGACAAAGGCUGGCAGUCUGGACACGAGGGGAAUGAAGACGCCACCUGUUUGGUUGGGAAGAGCGAUCAAAGGGAGUCAGGGAGGGACGACUUGGGAAAUGUGUCAACGAAAACAGUUUGGUUGGUGAUGGACAGAACUCCUGGAUUGAGUGCUGAAGAAAACUUUUACUUGACAGAGGAAGACAGAGCUGGUGAGGCCGUCACUGCGGAUGGAAAAGAAGAGGGAGAUAAUGAACAAAGUGAAGAGCUGUCAGAUGAUGACGGAAGAGCGGAUAAAGAGGCCAGAGAUGAGGAAGACUUACUAACCAGCACAGAGUCUGAACUUCUGAAGUCAACAAGCAGCAGCAUAGACCCAGGCCUGACUAUGAAGCUGCUUGGUGGUUUAUACAUUAAUUUCAAUGCAGACAAACUACGAUCAAAAAAGAAAACCCUCACACACAUCAAGGAGAAAACAAAAGCUGAGCUUUUACAGAAAAGCAUCAUUGCUCCUGAUUUUGAAAAGAACCACAGUGUCCCACCAUACAGAGAAUCGAAGUUUCAACUUCCAAAAAAAAGACAGGAAGAGCGACAAAAAACAGCCGGCAAUGGUUGGUUUGGGAUGAAAGUCCCAGAAUUGACAGCUGAACUGAAAAAUGAUUUCAAAGUCCUGAAGAUGUGAGCUAGCAUGGACCCUAAACGUUUUUACAAGAAAAAUGAUCGAGACGACUUCCCCAAGUACUUCCAGGUUGGAACCAUUGUUGACAACCCAGCUGACUUCUAUCAUUCACGAAUCCCCAAGAAAGAGAGGAAAAGAACUAUUGUGGAAGAACUGCUGGCUGAUUCUGAGUGCAGAAGAUGUAAUCGAAGGAACUACUCGGAGAUCAUGGCUGAGAGAGCAGCAACUGCUGCAGGAAAGAAGUUUCGAAAGAAGAAGAAAUUUCGCAAUUAAGAUUCAUCAAGCAAACCAA